AACGCGGGAAGGAGGGGCGGGGCUUCUGGUGGCGGUAGGGAACUGGGGGAAGGCGGUAACAUUGUUUCAAGUUGGACAAAUUGACAAGAGCGAGAGAUACACUGCGUUCCAUCCCGACCUGGGGCCACGGUACUGGGCCCUGUUUCCCCUCCUCGGCCCCCGAGAGCUGGGUGCCGCUUUCUGCAGGGUUCCCAGGCCCCCGCUCCAGGGCCGGGCUGACCCGACUCGCUAGCGCUUCAUGGAGAACUUCCAAAAAGUGGAAAAGAUCGGAGAGGGCACGUACGGAGUUGUGUACAAAGCCAAAAACAAGGUGACGGGAGAAGUGGUGGCGCUUAAAAAAAUCCGCCUGGACACUGAGACGGAGGGUGUACCCAGUACUGCCAUACGAGAGAUCUCUCUGCUAAAGGAGCUUAACCACCCUAAUAUUGUCAAGCUGCUGGAUGUCAUUCAUACAGAAAACAAACUCUACCUGGUUUUUGAGUUUCUGCACCAGGAUCUCAAGAAAUUCAUGGAUGCCUCUGCUCUCACUGGCAUUCCUCUUCCCCUCAUAAAGAGCUACCUGUUCCAGCUGCUCCAGGGCCUAGCUUUCUGCCAUUCUCAUCGGGUCCUGCACCGAGACCUCAAACCUCAGAAUCUGCUUAUCAACGCAGAGGGGGCCAUCAAGCUAGCAGACUUUGGACUAGCCAGAGCCUUUGGAGUCCCUGUUCGUACUUACACCCACGAGGUGGUGACUCUGUGGUACCGAGCACCUGAAAUCCUUCUGGGCUGCAAAUACUACUCCACAGCUGUGGACAUCUGGAGCCUGGGCUGCAUCUUUGCUGAGAUGGUGACCCGGCGGGCCCUAUUCCCAGGAGAUUCUGAGAUCGACCAACUCUUCCGGAUCUUUCGGACUCUGGGGACCCCAGAUGAGGUGGUUUGGCCAGGAGUUACUUCUAUGCCUGAUUAUAAGCCAAGUUUCCCCAAGUGGGCCAGGCAAGAUUUUAGCAAAGUUGUGCCCCCCCUGGAUGAAGAUGGACGGAGCUUGUUAUCGCAAAUGCUGCACUACGACCCCAACAAGCGGAUUUCAGCAAAGGCAGCUUUGGCUCACCCUUUCUUCCAGGAUGUGACCAAGCCAGUACCUCACCUUCGACUCUGAUGGCUUUCUCAAGCCCCUACUCCCAGUCUCACCCUCUCCUCCAGUGGGGGCAUGAUCUGGCUUGGCCCAGGGCUCUUAGCUCACUGAUCUUGUCUGGCUGCCUUAGCACUCACCUGCCCCUCUUAGCCAGCCAACUCUGGGGAGAGGGGGUGGAGGGGAGAAAUAGGUGAAAUGGAAAGGAAGCGUCAAUAUUACAUGCACUUAAUCUGCACCAUGCUCUCCCCUUCCUCUUAGUCAUUGCUUAGGAGGGCUGGUAUUUAAAAAAAAAAAAAAGUUAAAAGACUGUUUCUCCUUCCUCCACAUAGGGUUUGCCAUCCCAGUCUCUGAAAGCCCCGCAAUUAUUAUUUUCUGUGUUUCAGGUGACAGAGACCCCAAACCUCCCACAGCCCUGUGUAAGGCCAACUGAUAGCAGGGGCACUAAGUUGGAACUUUUGAAAACCAAGCAAAACAAAAACAUGGCGAGGGGUCUGUUUUAAAGAAUUAGGUUAAAAAAAUAGAUCCAACCAGUUUAUACCCUAGUUUUAGUGCUUCAUCUCACCUAACAGUCUGGGAGACUCAAGACUCCCUGUCUCAGACUCCCAGUCUCUGCAGUCCUGGUGGGACUGCAGUAGAAAUGAUUGCUCCUAGUCUUCUUGCCUGUCCCUCCUACAGGCAAGGGGUCUCUGGGAGGCUCUGGGUCAGGGACUGUGCUUCACUGAGGCCUUAUGAGGCAAGUGAAAGAUGUUUGAAUUUUUCUCUUCUUUUUAAGAUUCUUAGUUCUUCAGGUGCUAGGUUCCAUCUCCCUCUGAAGGCCAGCCCAUAGGAGUGAAAGUUAAGGUUAAGACCUCAUUUUGAGAAUGCUGACACUUUUUUAGGGCUGUGCCUGAGUGGGGACAUUGGGAAAAAAAUAUUUCUUUAAAAGAAGGAUGAACAAUUAUAUUUAUAUUUCAGGUUAUAGCAGUUUUUUAAGUGGGAAUCGGUGGGGAUUUGUUGCCAUGUGCACCUUGGGGUUUGUAACGCGAAUGUUCAAAAAAAAAAGCUUUUUUUCUUUUUUAUGAUUUUGUCUCUCUUCUCCCACCUUUUGUCCUUGAGUGUUCUUGCUAUUAACAUUAUUUGUAAUUUAGUUUGUAAUUGAUUAAAAAAAAAGUUCCUGGUUUUAUA
Molecule: messenger RNA, 2275 nt
Organism: Aethalodelphis obliquidens (Pacific white-sided dolphin)
Lineage: Eukaryota; Metazoa; Chordata; Mammalia; Artiodactyla; Delphinidae
Gene: CDK2
Product: cyclin dependent kinase 2
Exons: 7
Coding region: 239-1135 (298 amino acids)
Biological process (GO): protein phosphorylation; signal transduction; G1/S transition of mitotic cell cycle
Cellular component (GO): nucleus; cytoplasm; cyclin-dependent protein kinase holoenzyme complex
Molecular function (GO): cyclin-dependent protein serine/threonine kinase activity; cyclin binding; ATP binding
Source: RefSeq, a predicted model, not a curated record